Messenger RNA from Pocillopora meandrina, 4977 nucleotides. The record is from the annotation of a GenBank genome assembly. Lineage: Eukaryota; Metazoa; Cnidaria; Anthozoa; Scleractinia; Pocilloporidae.
AUGGAUCUUAGGAACGAGGUCGGGCAUAACAAUAUGUCUUUCCAAAUGGAAUCCGAAGUGGAACAUGACGCUCAAACUUGUGACGAUAAAGCUAUAAGAAACGACACUCCUCAGGCAAAGCCAAAAGUGAAAGCACAGCCGUGUAAAGAUUCCGAUACAGAGAAGCUUCAACGUUUACUUUUUAUUGCAUGCGCCAUUGCCUUUGCUUCAUUGUUCUCAGCCUUUGCCACUUUGGUCUUAGCUGUGGCAAUCAUGACGGUACAGAGCGAGGUUUCGACAUGUACCCGUACACCUUCCGCAGCCCUUCCCUGUGGUAAGUAAACGCUCAUAACUAUUGAUCUCUUCAAAUUUUAAAACUGCCACUUAUUAAACGAUACGAUGAAGCAGGAAGUAGUCUAAUAAGUGCUGACCAAUUUUCUGCCCAUAGAGUAACUAAAAUGAACUUCCUCUUGGAUAUAAUUUAAGCAUCCUUCACUUAUAACUAAGAUUCCAUGAAAUUGUGUCAGUCUAAGUAAAAAGAUACUCAUCUAUAUCUUAAAAUUUCCCAUGUCUUUCUGGAAGGAGAGAUUUGAGCAGAACUGCAGACUUUAGACCCGUUUUGCUAGCACUUUCCUUACAGUGAUCAUUUGCAUAUGAACUUUACGAAAAUGACCAUAGCUACAAGGAGCAAUCCUUCCAUCAUUAUAUUUAUCCUUAAUUAAUUAAACUCUACGUAGUCAACCCCUUGGGUCGAUCGUGCAAAAUUGCACGAUGACGUUGGCCUUUUUGGAAAUGUUCGUAUUACAUCCGAUCGUUCUGAAAUUCCGACUGUAACAUGUAGAUAUUCUAAGCCAAUCACAUGGCGAGUUUUAGCUCCGAACUACCAAACGUGACCUUGGGAGCCGGUUCCGAAAAGUCAUUUGCGUACGAUUUCAAUCUGCGACAAUAGCGUUCGAUGCGAAACGCUGGAGAUACAGCGUACCUAAGGAUUCAGGGACGGUUGGAAGUGGUAUGUCUAGUGGUGAGGAAUCCGAAUUAGACAGAAGACUGGAAAAUCCUGGCGAAGAAUCGAGGUAAGUAAUCUAUAAACAUUCUUGCGAUAUUUAACUGCGUGACGCAUGUGGUGUUGAAACAGUGUCAAAUUACAUUUACUUUUACUUUUCGCGCACGAAUUCUUGUUUUUUGCCUUGAGACAAACCUGUACAUGUAUAUCUGUGAAUGAAAAGCAAAAUAUAUUGUUAUCAAACAUGAUUUUGAAGCGACAGAGUAAAUAAUGUUCAAUGGAAUUUUAUAACGCAACGGCCUAAAUUAUCUGCCAAUCACAGAUCGAAUGACGCAGUGUGCGUCCGAACUAAAUCAAAUAAAAUCUUUAAUUUUUAAAACGAUAGUUUUAUAUAUAUCGACCUGUACAUUAUCUUGUAUGUUUAUUAGAUGUGGUUCUACUUGUUACAUGCCGAAAAUUCACAAAACAAACAAGUUAUGCUCAAAAAUGAGUGGAAUGAUAUAAAAUGACAGUUUCGGGUUUCACUUCUGAAUUGUUUUACUCUUGAAAAAUACUGGUGGUGCAUUGCAAGUGAAAGGCUUUUGAUAUAUGUUGCGCUUUAUGUGUUUUGAGGUUGAUUAUCCCAUUUGUCCUUAUUUCAAGGCAAAAUUUCAGAAGUCAAACAAAGAAAUAUAGUUCCAAUGGUUGCACUGUAGACUUCAACAUUCAUAUUGGGAAAGAUGCUGCAAGAGGGAUUAGUAAAUUUUGGCUUGGGCAUUAUAAUAAGGUAAGACUUAUUAGUCCGUACUUCAAUCAGUGUUCACUAAAUAUGUGUAACACAUCUCAGAUUUAUUAUUUUCUAACCAAUUUUUAUGGAGAUGAUGCUCAUAUAGCAAGGAACUUGUUUAGUUAAUUUUUGCCUCAUUACUUUAUAUCAUUUGGGUAUCACUUAAUUCACAGUUCAAAUUUUGAUGAUAUUUUAUGCUAAUAAGUGUUAGUUUGAAAGCAUUCAAUGAGGUUGUUUCCUUUUUCUUGGAGAAGAAACAUGCAUUUCAGGAAAGCUUAUUUACUGCUGUUUCAAUUGAGGUAUAGCUUACUUCCCUUGUGUAUACUCGGUGUGGAAUAAAUGUUUCAAUAAUCUGGGUCAAUUUUUAUGGUAUUGGCGUACAGUUUGGAAAAAAAUUCCAAUUAAUUAUGUAUUUGUUCUUUUUCAGCCAGAUUCUCCGGAUGUCUUGCCCGUAACAUAAGAAAUAUUUUAUCUUAAAAUGUUUCCUUGUAACUACCCUCCAUUCAGGCCCAGGCUGUUUCAAAGUCAAACGUUGUCUGAUAAUUUAUGCAAGUUGUAUGCCAUUUUCUUAGCAUGAUUUAAAAUACAUGGAGUUUUGAAGGCAAAAAAUUUUUUUCUGUAAAGCUUAUUUUGUCCUCUUUCAAAUGAGAUAUAGCGUUACUCACUAGUGUAAAUACUGUUAUAAAAAAAAUAAAAGAAAAAAGGUUGUCGUCACUUGCCAAUUUUUUUAUGUCUACUACUGACGUAUAUUCAUUUUUUGUCUCUUUGAACUAUAUCAUAGCUACUAAUUGUCUGAUGAAAAAUACCCAACAGCUUAAUGCAGUCCUUUGCAUAUUUGAUAUAGUCUCUUCUUUCCUAUAUUCAUUUCCACCAGGGGCGUCAGAACUUGAAAAGAAUAUGCAAGAGAUGAAAAGGAACCUCUCGGCUCUGCGAGAAUAUUCGGUAGGAGCAUUUUUUUUUUAUCAUUUGAAGUAAUGGGUGAAAUACAACACUGUAUACACUACAUUACGGAUUUCAAACAUUUAACAGCCAGCCAGACAGGUCGAAAUAACUAUAAAACUAUUUUUCUUCAUUGAUUUGUUUUGGCUUGUCCCCUAACUCGACAACAUAAUGAAAAUCCGUUUAUAAGCUAAUGAGAUUACGAGUGUCCUUCGUUGCUUCAAAAAAUUUAACGCUUACCUUUGAUCUAUACUCUUCUCUCGAUGAAUGAUUACAUAUAUUUCACACCAGAAAGCCUUUUUCCAAGAGCCCCAUUUUCCAGCUGCCGUCUCUCAUAAUUUUCUCUCAUCAUCUUUCAAUUUUUCAUACUUUUUUCCUACCCAGGAAAAUUGUUCUUAGGAAAAUAGGAAUCUAAGAUCUAGAGAUUCUCGAACAAAAUAACACACGACAAGACCACAGAUCGGUAUCUCAAUUAGACCAUUAUGCGCUUCCUUUGUAAGCCUAAUAAUAAGGCCCACUUUAGAAGUAUUGUGUCAGGCAGUACUUCCCUUGGUAGCUGUUCAUCCGAAAAUAAAUAAAGAUCACAUGAUUUACCUUUCAAGUUAAGAAAUGCUUGAAUCGACUUUUUUCCCUCGCAGAGUGCAUCGAUUGGAGGUUUGGAGAGAUCCUCUAAAUUCCCAACUACCGCCUAACUAGAGUGUUAGCCAAAGUUUCUCCAUAUUUUACGAUAUUUUUCUCGCCCCCUUUGAAAAUUAUCUUUGUGAGAAGCACUUCUAGUUAAUAAACUAGAACAGACUUAGAAUUGCAAAUUGUAGUUGAUUCAUUCACAGCAGUAUAAUAUAAAGGUUUAUUUAAUUGUCUAGGUGAAAAAUACAAAUAGCAGCAGGAGCAUCGUGAUAGGACCACCUGGAGUCAAUGGUAGUAAUGGUAACGUUGGACCUACUGGACUUCCCGGACCACCAGGAUAUAAUGGUACUAAGGGUGAUAUUGGACCUGCCGGACCUGCCGGACCUCCAGGAUAUAAUGGUACCCGUGGCCCUGCAGGACCAUCUAGACUAGCUGGUGUGCAGGGCCUUCGUGGACCAUCUGGGUACAAUGGAACCCAGGGCCCACCUGGACCCGGGCCCAGUUCCUGUGUUUUUAAGACUUCAUCCAGCAUUGGUAUGGUAGCAAGCUCGGUGACCAUACAAAAAAUUUCAGCGACGGAACCAAACGUUAGUUGGGUCAAAGAUCGAAAAAGUUGUUUUAUUCUGAAAAAAAACAGAGAAAAAAACAAAACAAAACAAAAACACAAAAAACAAAUCUCCUAUUAAAAAUUACUUUACAACAUAUUAACACUCUUAAGACUAGAUUUACUGGUCCAAGGAGUUGUCUAAAGUCGUUAAUCUUUACUUGGAUUCAGAAAUUUCAUUUUUCAUUUUCAGCCAUAGGCCGCAUUUAUUUUGAGAAUCAAAGCUAAUUUCCUUUAAGUCUUAAAUCUCCAUCACCAUAUAUUAAAAGAAACGUAGAGUUAAAAAAAAGAGAGAGAAAAUAAAUUUAACAGCCUCUUACGGACAAGUUCAUUUUGCCGCUAAAUGUAAGAUUUCUUUUGGACAAUUACAUACCUUUCAGGAUAUCUAUAUGAUCAUUUCGAAUUCUAUAAUUCCACAAGGAGUGAUGAUCUCCCCUUAAGGUAUAUUUUCAUUCUUGCGUUCCAAGAUGUGAAGGCUGCAUUUAUGAUAACAUGAUUUGGGAACGGAAAAUUUGCAACAGGGACUACCCGGAUUGUAGCCGUCGGCUUUCUUCACGUCAAGAGCUCACUCAUUAAAAUGGGUGUAAUCUGGCCUAUUUACAAAGAGGAAAUAACUGUUUUGGUCUUCUGCAUUUUGAACUCUUAAAAGUAAUUUAUCAUUAAUAUCUUUUUCUUUUCCGGCCAGGGUAAGAUCUUUAUCGGCGUAAACUGCGGUACAAAUGAUGCAAAACUUGCUAGAUUAUCAAGCAUCAUCUCAGGUGGAAAGAGAACCUACAAGUGCAAUUGCGAAGGUACCCUAACAACUGGAGAACCAACGAUGUAUUGCUACAUCCACUACUGAGAGUGCCAGUCAUAAGGAGGAAAACGGAAAGCCGUUUGAUGAACAGGAGUUUUUGUAAAGAGCAUAACAGAGUGUUGAAUCAGAAACGAGACGAAGAACAAUUUUUUUACCUUUUUAACAUGUGCUAUUUUUCAAAUAUGCCUAGUAAAAGCCAAAUUAAUAAUUACAGAGAAAGAUGAAUAGAAAAGCGACGUCAAAAAUAAAUGAUUCAAAUCCUA